AUGUCGUUCCUUACUAAAGAGCGGAUACCGAGACAUAUACGGAAACUCUUAUCGAUUUACCAAGAUGUUUCAAGACAAAAUUCCCACAUUCUGUCUGCCAAAGUGGAAUCCUUCUUGAAGAAGGAUACUUCAUAUCAUGAGAAUUUCGUAAGAUCUAAACUUUCGUCGACUCUGACAACGACAGGAAUGAAAUAUAAUGUUGCAGACUUUACCCCGGCAGCUUUGAGUCAUGUGAAACCGAUAUUUGCAGGCGAUUUAACGUUGCAUGAACUUGAAUCUGUACCUAUUGAUCAAAUAAUAGAUCAUUCCAUAAAACUUCAUGAUUUACCAUUAGCUAAAUCCAGUAAUUUCUACCAGGGGAAUACAAAACACAAAGCUGAUAUGGUUUCUGCCCUAGCUGCUCAUUUCAGCCCUAAAUCAUUCACAUCAAACCAUAAUAGUUCUGGACGUUGGUAUCAAGAAUUAUUGGAUCGUACUCCAAUAAUCUUUAUAUUGGCACAAAAACAUCGUCUAUUUUCUGAAGAUUCAAUAGCACAAAUCAACGUACCCUUAAACAAAUUCUCUAAUCAAUUAAAGGAGAUUAAACAGAAAGUAAUUGAAUCUCAAUCUGGAAGACGUCGGAUUGUACCUCGUUCAUAUCAUUUGACUGAAAUGCGACAAAUGGAUACAUUUAAGGCAUAUUUAGGAGGAUCAGAGUAUAAUCCAUUAUGUGAAUCGAUAGAUAGAGCAUCAGAAAUAGUUGUAACAGAUUCAAAUUUCACUCCAGUGGUGGAAGAUUCUGAACAAAUCGAAUUGAAAUUAGUUGAGUUUGUACAGGGAAUUAAGGAAACAAGAGUAUCGUAUAAAAUAGAUAGAAUACCCUAUGACUUGAAAUAUACUACAUUUCAUAUGUUGACGAUAGAAAGUGGGGUGAAGAAUUGUCAACAUACAGAGUUGUUGGAUUUAUUGGAGUCAAGUCAAGAUGAAUUUGAAAUUGUAGGAGUGAGAUUAUCAUUGAAUUCAGGUUGGAUUCGUCAAUUUUUCAAUUCCAAGAAUCAACAACAAGAGUCACAUAAAGGUACUUAUCAAGAAAUGCUUGAUAAAACUAAAUUACAAGAUGACAAGCCACUGAAUGUGGAAGAAAUCAUGACAAGAUUAGGGGAAAUGGGUCAUAUACAUGUACAUAAAGGAAACAAUUGCAUUUACUUAUUGAAGGAUGAUUAA
This is a messenger RNA of [Candida] anglica, 1203 nucleotides long. The record is from the annotation of a GenBank genome assembly. NCBI's taxonomy places the organism in Eukaryota, Fungi, Ascomycota, Pichiomycetes, Serinales, Debaryomycetaceae.